Molecule: messenger RNA, 1992 nt
Organism: Labrus mixtus (cuckoo wrasse)
Lineage: Eukaryota; Metazoa; Chordata; Actinopteri; Labriformes; Labridae
Product: WD repeat, SAM and U-box domain-containing protein 1-like
Exons: 12
Coding region: 207-1652 (481 amino acids)
Biological process (GO): protein ubiquitination
Molecular function (GO): protein binding; ubiquitin-protein transferase activity
Source: RefSeq, a predicted model, not a curated record
AGUUUUUGUUUUCUCAUGAGGACGCUGGAGAAGUCGACUAUGAUCAUUGUGUAACUGGACAUGGAGUAAUUCAGAGUCAUGUGACUGAUAACAGUCGUGGAGAUAAACAGACUUUAUAACUCUCAGCUGGAGUACAAAACGUACAAAAUUGUGCAAGACAAGUGAGGAGCAACAAUUUCCGCUAAAGAGCUACAAGCUAAUUAAAGAUGGUGUCACUGAUGUGCACUCUUCGACAGCACUCGGACGAGGUGAGCUGUUGUGCCUUCUCCCCGUCUCUCCUCGCGACCUCCUCAGGUGAUAAAACUCUCCGUGUUUAUAACACAGCUGACUUCUCGGAGCUUCCCUUCUCUCCUCUCUCGGGUCAUGGCUACGGGGUUCACUGUUGCUGCUUCAGCUCCUGCGGAAGUCACCUGUUCAGCUGCUCUACGGACGGCUCCGUCAUCGUGUGGAGCUCGGAGACAGGUGAGGUGUCCGCGGCGCUGCAUCACCCGGGCCGCAGUCCGCUCCGAGUCUGCGCAGUGGCCCCUGACUCCUCCCACCUGCUGGCAGGGGCCUGUGACGGCACCGUGGCCCUGUGGGACUUCUCCUCCAAGACACUACGCAGAUGCAGUGCUGCUAGUGAGGCCAGUGUUGUGGCCUGCUGCUUCUCCCCCUGUGGUCAGAUGUUUGUGACGGGCUGCACCUAUGGAGACCUCAAACUCUGGGAUGUCAUGGACAUGAACCUGCUGCAUGCUGAGAAGGACACUCAUGACCUGGGAGUCGCCUGCUGCAGCUUCGCACAACAAUUUAAAAUUGAUGGCUGCUGUGUGGAGUUUCGACUGGCCUCCUGUGGGCAGGACAGCCAGCUGAAAAUAUGGAUUGUUUCCCAGAGUGAAGGAGCAGCCUGUGCCAUGAAGCUGCUUCACACCCUCAGCAGCCAGUCAGCUCCAGUACUGUCCUGUGCCUUUUCUCCUCAUGGAGAGAGGGUCGUCUCAGGUUCAGUGGAUAAAAGUGUUGCAAUAUAUGAUGUGAACCUGGGAACUCUGCUCCACACUCUGAAACACCAUGACAGGUACGUGACGGCUGUUGCUCUGUCUCCCACUAUGCCAUGGAUUGCAACUGGCUCCAUGGACAGAACCGUAAACGUGUGGAGAAUGGAAGAUGAAGUCCACAGCUCUGGAGCCCAAUCACAGCAGACAGUGUGCCAAGGAAGGAAGUUGCUGGGUCACUCCAGGCUGCUGCUUACUGAUUGGUCAGAGGAGGAUGUGCAGACUUGGCUGUGUGAGGAAGGUCUGCAGGAACUCGUCAGCGUCUUUAAAAGCAACAACAUGGAUGGGCCAGAGCUCAACAAGCUGAACAAGGAAACGGCAGCAGAGCUGGGAAUCGAAUCUUUGGGCCUCCGCGGUCGCUUCCUGAGGAAGAUUGAGGCCCUGAAGGCAGAGCAGAGCGGGUCAGAGGCUCCUGAUGAGUUUCUGUGUCCCAUCACCAGAGAGUUGAUGAAGGAUCCAGUCAUUGCUUCAGAUGGGUAUUCCUAUGAGAGAGAGUCUAUUGAGAGCUGGGUCAGAGGCAGGAACAAAACGAGCCCCAUGACCAACCUGCCCCUGCAGACCUCGCUCCUCACCCCCAACAGAUCUCUGAAGAUGGCAAUCUCACGCUGGAAGUCUAGCCAGUAAACAGCAGCUUUUCUUUUAGAGCUAGAAUCCAACUCACCAGGUUCUUAAUGAUUUAACAUUAAGUUUACAUCAAAUAACAGUCUUAUUUAAUUGAAGGAAUGAAUUACUAUUAUUGGUUAUAUUUAGGGAACAGCAACAAAUAUCUGAAUAUCAGGUCUCAAUUAAGAUCACAAAAAACCUACAUACAAGCUAAAUCUUUAUACUGUGUUUGAAAUCAAUCAAAGCAUCACUGUGCAGUUUUUUACAAAUGACACUUCCUUCCUCUGAAAUAAAAAGUUGCUGCUGCAGCUAAUGUGCAUCAGCUGUACUGUGUGUCAGAGUAAAAGUCAGCAGACCUGUU